This is a messenger RNA of Synchytrium microbalum, 2034 nucleotides long. RefSeq lists its product as uncharacterized. Gene Ontology annotation, molecular function: protein binding. Gene Ontology annotation, biological process: cell division. NCBI's taxonomy places the organism in Eukaryota, Fungi, Chytridiomycota, Chytridiomycetes, Synchytriales, Synchytriaceae. The coding region runs from base 1 to 2034 and encodes 677 amino acids. The transcript has 15 exons. The record is from RefSeq and is a predicted model, not a curated record.
AUGCUGCAACUCCCGCACCGUAAAUUCACAUAUUCCAAAAGCCAACCGAGUCCAUUAAGCAAGCCAUCCAACAACCACACUCCUCCAGCUCCUCAAGCACCAAUACACGAACGACUAGUUUCUAAAUUACGAGCAUGGAGGAACUCAGCGCAAGAUCACCAUCUAUAUCGAACGGCAUUGUAUUGGGCUGAUAAGAUUAUAUCUAUUACUGGAAACGCGACUGAUAUAUGGCACUUUGCACGAAUAUGUUUUGAAAUGGGGGACGCUAUACGUGCUGAACACGUCCUGAAAUCGUUUAAUUUGAUUGCGAGACAUGUCGAGUGUCGGGAGUUGGCUGCUCAGUGUCUAAUCAAGCAAGAUCAAUUCGACGAAGCCAGGACAUUACUAGAGCAGAAUGUGACUGGCUUGACUACUCUACCUCAAGUCGAAUCCAAGGUCUCAGAAGCUGAAAUCAACGUCAAGGCACGACAGCUUUUUUUAUUGGGAAGUGCUGUCCUCAAAUUACAAAAGACUGCACGAGCUCAAAGAUGCUUUAUGGAUGCGCUUACUGCUGAUCCACGGUGUUAUGAUGCUCUGUAUUCACUGAUUGAGCAUUGCUCGUUGCGAGAGAUGAGUGGUUCAAAUCUCCUCCAACUUGUAAAAUUCGAGCAGCUAGAGCCAGAUGUAUCCGAGUUUGUCAAGAUGCUGUAUAGUAUCAAGUCAAGGAACAAAUAUGCUCAUGACCCCGAUUUUGACAAACGAAUCGAUGAAUUCGCUACACUGUAUCGUUUAUGUAAUAAUGCAGACAUUCUACUGUCAAGAGCGGAGAUGCUGUUGGUGAGGUGUCGAUUCCAAGAGUGUUUGCAGGUCACUACAAGCAUUCUAGUCCGAGAUCCAUUCAACCUUGAAACGAUACCGAUACACAUUGCAUGCCUGUACCAACUCAACAUGACACUAGAAUUGUAUGAUUUGGGUCAUCAGCUAGUGGAUCACUACCCAAAGCUGGCAGUAUCGUGGUUUGCUGUAGCUACGUAUUAUUUAGGAAUCAAAAAGUAUGAGGAGGCUCGAACUUACUUCAGCAAAUCCUCAUUAAUCGAUUCCAAUUUCGGACCUGCUUGGAUUGGAUUUGCUCACACGUUUGCAUUGAGUGGUGAAAACGUCAGAGCUAUCAAUGCUUAUUCAUCUGCCGCUAGACUUUUUGAAAAGACCCAUCACCCAACAAUGUACAUUGGCAUGGAGCAUUUACACAUGAAGGACUUCGACCUUGCUGAACAAUACUUGACUGCUGCUAGAAGUAUUUGCAAAUUUGAUCCAUUGUUGGAGAAUGAAUUGGGUGUCUUGUACUAUGAGAAACAAGAAUAUGAAAGGGCAGCAGAAUACUUUGAGAACGCAAUUCAAAUCACUGGAGAACUGCAUGAGAAAUCACUCAUGUGGGAAAGCACCUAUUCUAAUCAAGGUCAUUGUUAUCGAAAUCUCAAACAACACUCCAAGGCCAAAGAAUGUUUCAUGAAAGUCCUGCAAAUAAAUCCAGCUAGCUCGAAUGCCAUGUCGGCUUUAGGACUUAUACAUCAUGUUGAAGGAGAUUUAGAGAAAGCGUCAAUGUGUUACCACAACGCUCUGGCAGUAAAUCCAGGCGACAUCCAAACCACCGAACUGCUGGAUCGAGUCAUUGAAGACAGCGCAGCAGUCCACCAUGAAACUCUGCACUUACGAGAUGACACAGACCACUACUCGAAAAUGCUGAAUCAGGUCGUACCUGAAAUGGAACAUGCUCCAUCACAAUCCAAGCAACAACAGCCAAUGACGGCCAAAGCAUUCUUUGAAACACCAGUGAAUAAAUUGAUUGCUGGUAAUGGUGGUACAGGUGGAGGAAGAGGAACGUCGUCGUCGUCGUCUCCAGCAUCUCCAGUAAUGUUUGAAGCACGACGUUCUACACGAUUGCAAAGGAGUGCCACUACGACUACUAGAUCGAACACGAUUACAACUACGACGAACGUCAUAGUUGCAGAGCAGGAGGAGGAGGAUGAUGAUAUCCAAAUGGAGCUGGAUGAUUGA